Messenger RNA from Pneumocystis murina B123, 2447 nucleotides. RefSeq lists its product as hypothetical. Gene Ontology annotation, biological process: protein deubiquitination. The coding region runs from base 165 to 2405 and encodes 746 amino acids. Lineage: Eukaryota; Fungi; Ascomycota; Pneumocystomycetes; Pneumocystales; Pneumocystaceae. Gene Ontology annotation, cellular component: nucleus; cytosol. The record is from RefSeq and is a predicted model, not a curated record. Gene Ontology annotation, molecular function: zinc ion binding; cysteine-type endopeptidase activity; cysteine-type deubiquitinase activity. The transcript has 9 exons.
AAAAAAAGUCUUUUUUAAAAAUAUAGUCAUAAAAUAUUAAAAAUAUAUCUAUUUCCCUUAAAAUCUACUAGAAUAUCUUUAAGUAAUAUCCUUUACUAUAUCUAUUGUUAAAAACUACGAUAUCCAGCUAGACGUUGUUGUUUUUAAUAAAUAAACUAUAUUCCAUGAAUAAUACUAAUAAAAAGACUUUGAAAUCAUUUAAACAUGAUUCAGUUUCAGUCUUAAAAUAUGAUUUAUUGGAGAAAUUAAUGAGUAAUUGUAUUCAUUCAGAAAGUCUGGUUGAUAUCUCUCAAAUUGUUCGUAUUCUAGAUUUUUCUAGCAAAAAGAAGAAUAAAUGUUUGAAAUGUCAUAAAUCAAAGAAGAAUGUUGAUGAAUUUUGUUUUUGUUUACAUUGUGGGGAUAUUUUUUGCUCAGGACCUGAUAAGAGUCAUCUAUAUAACCAUAUUAUUAAGAAACCUAUGCAUUAUCUUUUUAUAAAUACGAAAAAUAUUAGUAUUUAUUGUUGUAUUUGUAAUAAUGAAAUAUCAUUUGAGAAAAAUAAGAGUUUGGAAGUGAAAGAAUUACAGAGGAUUAUUGAGCGGAAGUUUUUUGAUGAAAAUGUAAAAAAUAAGAAAAAAUGUGUUAAAAGUAAGGAAUGUUCAUUUAAAUAUAUAUCAUUAGUUCCUGGACUUGAAAAUUUGGGUAACACGUGUUAUUUUAAUUCAGUUAUGCAAGUUUUGGCAGCUAGUUGUUUACUUCAUGAUAUUAUAUCUUCUACGCCAUUUUCGACGCCGAUUUUCUCACAAAUAAAUGGAAAAGGAUCACUUAUCUCUGCAUUUAUUGAAUAUCUUGAAGUUGUAUAUUCUUGUACAUCUAAGAAUAUAAUAUUUAAACCACAAAAACUUUUUAGUCAGGUACAAAAUAGACAUAAACAGUUUCAAUCAUAUGAACAACAAGAUGCACAUGAACUACUACGUUAUUUUCUUGAUUCUUUGAAUAUGGAGGAGCUUUCUAAUACAUGUAAUAAAAAUGUAACUGAAAAGUCAUUAAGGCAGAAACAAAAGGCAUUUGGGAAAAACGAUAUAACAUUUAUGACGUCCAUUAAAAAUGAAAAUUUAACAGAAAAUAAUAGUGAUACACAGGAAAAUAUUACAUUUGUUGACAAACUUUUUGGAGGAAGGUUAGCCAGUGUUGUUGUUUGCGAUACAUGCAAAUCGGUUUCCAUGACAUAUGAAAAAUUUCAAGAUAUAUCAUUAUCAAUAAAUACUCUUAUAACGGAUGAUUCUAAUCAAGUAAACCGCAAAAGUAAUUGGCCUAAAAAAACUAAAAAAAAAGAUAAGAAUCAUUUACAUCAUAAUUCUCAAAUAUCUCGUUCUUAUUCAAAUGAUUGUCUAGAAAAUGUAUUUGAUGAAGGUGGAUCUUUAUCGCCAAAAAGUUUAGAAAAUAUAGUAAAAACAAGUAUUGAUUUUAAACAAUUGUCUGUCGAUUCUUUUAAGAAAGAUAUGAUUGACAUGUAUAAAGACGAUUUUGCGAUUUCCGGAAUUUCAACAGCAAUUGAUGAAACAUCUAAAUAUAUUGAUCUUUUACUUUUCGAAAAAAAUACUGUUGAUUAUAAAAAAAAAGGUUCCUGGGAUUUGGAAGAUAGUUUGAGACAGUUUACAAGUGUUGAGGUUAUGGAAAAUGAAAAUAGUUUUGCAUGUGAAGAAUGUGCAAAGCGUUUUCAUUCCGGUAAAAAAAAUGAUAUUUGUAUCUCUUCAAAAAAAAAAUGGCAUGAUUUUCAGUUGCCUGAUUCUAAAUUAUCUAAAAAUUGCAAAGUUUUGAUUCGAUCUGAUGUCUCUUUUAAAUUUUCCUGUCACUUAUCCGAUCUUUGCAUUCAUGCUUCUAAUGGUUCUAAUGUUAAAUGUAAGACCAGAUCUUUUUUUUUCAAUUUACCUAAUUCUUCGAUUCAUUCUUCACUUGAUGACCGACACUCUUCUAAUCAUCCAAAAAGUUUUCUUUCUAAGGCAUUUAAACGCUUUUUGAUUGAUAUGCCAUUACCACCUAUUUUAAUUCUACAUCUUAAACGCUUUCAACAAACUGGUCGUGUUCGUUCUUUAAAAAAAAUUGAUACUUUUGUUGAUUUUCCUGCAACGCUUGAUUUAACUGAUUAUGUAACGCCUAGAUUGCGGUACGGUCCUGGUUUAUUAUAUUCAUUAACCGGUGUAAUUGUUCAUAUAGGAAAUUACACUCAUGGCCAUUAUGCAUGUUAUAUUUUAACACAUAAAAUUCAACCAUUACAUGAAUCUAUGUCUACAUCUUCAAUCAAUUCAAAUAAUCCAAUCAGACAAUGGGUUUUUGCUAAUGAUACUGAAACACGUCCUGCAACUUGGGACGAAGUACGACGAUCUUCUGGAUACAUUUUUGUAUAUGAACAAAUUCAUUCAUAAUGUUUUUAAAAUCAAUUUCAUAAUAUUUACAUAUCCUUUUCC